GCCAACCCGCGGGCAUGAUGCGGAAUACUACCGAGCACAGCUGACGGAGCGCGCUUGCAAGUCCAUGACGCGAAAUGUGCAUGAUUUCCAGAGCGUAGGCUCCCUGUCCAUCGGCUCCCAGAUACACGGGAGCCAAGUGACUCUGGAACCGGGAGCUGAGGGCCUCCACUCCGGCUUCCGAUCAUCUACCCCUUCCCUUCACUCACAGGCCCCCCACAUAAACAUCAACAUCAAAGUCAACUCUACAGAGUCAAACCACACCUCUCCUCCAUUUCCCUCACUUGCUCCUGCCCAAAGGGAAACUGCAAACCGAUAUCCGGAAACCCAACAGCCAUUUAUACCACGGUCUGCCAUGCGUUCUUCACUGCACACUGCAGGAGCCACAAUCUCAGAUGAACGGCCAGAGGAGAAAAGAGAGGCUGGUUUGGGUAGCCCUACUACCACAAGUGCUGACAGCAGUACACCCACGCUUUGCCCCAUGCCAGAAGGAAAAACUUCCGUCCCUGUGUCCUCCAAGUUAAGACAAACAGAUCUGCGAAGGCCACAGAGGGUUCUGAAACGAAAGGCUGCAAAAGAAACCGAGGGCCAAAAGCUGACUGCAGAGCAUACGUGGAGAGUCAAAAAGAGCGUACUCGGUCGCUACAUCUGGAACCACAAACACCACCACGACUACAUAAAGUGUCCCAAGAAAGUGCCAAUUGACGUUGGUUGCGGGCAUUUGAACCCAAGCCUCUCGCUCCUGCUCUACCCGUUUGGUCUGUUUGACAACAACAGUUCGAGUAUGACCCUGCAAAUCAAACUGAAAGUACCCGACAAGUGCCCACCUCUGCUCUCUACUGAUACCUACAGUCUGACAUGGGAAAUUCGCUCACAAGAGACAAAGACAACGGAAGGGAAAGUACUGUCAUGUUCAAGAGCGCCGCCAUUAGUACCGUUUGAUCGUGGGAUGGUCUACGUGUUCAAUUUCUCUCUCACACAAUGCAAUAAAGGUGUGUGAAUCCUCUGCAUUCGAAAUCCGCAUUCGAACCAGCUACCUUUGUCAAGACACAUCUGCAGCAGCUUUGGCGAAAGUUCACGCUCACGAGCCUGAUAUUGUCCCAAAAUACACUGGAAGUGCAGUGACCAUGGCAAAGCUGCUUAAUUUCAGAGUGGGGGAUGGCAGGGUCAUUAACAUAGCACGGGAAGUGGGGGACAGCUACCAAAGAUUGGGGCACUACCUCCUAGGAGACCACACGGACACCAUAAUGACCGCAAACCCACAGAGGGACGUGACUGAAAUCGGCCAAGAGAUUCUGCAAUGCUGGGUACAGGGAGCUGGAAAGAGGCCGGUUCAGUGGGAGACACUGUUGGGUGCACUGGGGGCUGCAGAACUGGCUGAUCUCGCCACUAAAGUCGAGCACAACCUGCACCUCAACUAUGAGACAUGUAUUUAGUUCGUCCAUCGCGUGAGCCACUCUCGCCGACUCCUCAACCGGGAGACUGGGUGAUGUCAUCAACAAUAUGAACCAUGUCAGCCCCUUCGUUACCAGGGGGCGAUUGUAACGAGCUCUGACUCACCAUUAGUGACUCGCUGACUCGUCUCUCCGGCUGCUUCUUCAUCUCCAGCUCCACGUCCUGACCAAGACGCUCGAAAAAUGCCGAGUCAUCGUUCACCGUCUCUGAAACCUACAGAAACACAGGAACAUUGAAGGGAAUGCGGCAGUAUAAUUAUGUGUAUGGGCUAAAUUUAGAAUGUUACUGAAAAUAGAAACGAAACUGCAUUUUGGCACUGGGCCCUAUUGUUAAGAUCUAUUUUUAGUAACAAUUCAGCACUUACGUAUACACUGCCACUGCAUUCCCUAUAAUACCAUGUAUUUCACCUUUAUUCUGUAUCACAGAUACAAGCAAGCAAACAUGUACAACACAAAUUUUAUGAGUGUUCAGUGUUCCAGUCCAUAACAACUGUAGGCUUAUACGUACAUAUACGUGCUAUACCUGAGGGCUUUUAAGAUUUUCAGAGUCUGAGAUG
Molecule: messenger RNA, 2008 nt
Organism: Geodia barretti
Lineage: Eukaryota; Metazoa; Porifera; Demospongiae; Tetractinellida; Geodiidae
Source: the annotation of a GenBank genome assembly